AUGUGGCCGUCAUUUGACCAGCUCCCGGACGAGAUCAUCGCCCACAUACUCAGCUACUUGGCGCCUGAGGAAACAUUGACCACCGUACCCCGACUCUCUAAACGGUUCCACCGGAUUGCCGACACCCAAUUGCUAUGGAAGCUGUACUGCGAAACUAGCUUUCGGUACUGGCACCCGGAGCACGACAUUGCCCAGAAGCUGCGAAAUAGGGCCUCGGACGUCGAUUGGAAGGGCCUCUUCGCCCUCCGUCUGCAGCGCAAUCGGCGCAUCGCCCGCCUUCUCGAUGGCAUUGUUGCUUCGCGCGUCUCUCGCCUGGAAAAGACCGAGGAGAUUUGUCAACACGGCUAUGAUGCAAAGGAUUUCCUGUUGAGCCAAUGCAAGAUUGCCGAUACCGCCGACGACGUACUGGCCCGCCGCUUCUACUCGUGUAACGUCCUCGACAGUAUCCACCGAAGCAUUGCUGUUGGAGAAUGGGCCAAAUACCAAAAACAUGCAGCUCGAUUAGACGGAGACAACCUCUCGCCAACAGACCGCCUGCGAUGUGGAAUGCAGCUCGAGCGCGCACUCGGCGCCUUUGACAUGUUUGUGCUACACGACAAUGAAGGCGAUAUGGACGAGAUCUCCGAUAUGCUCGACAACUUGAUCAGCCAGUUCCGCGCCGCGCACUACGAUGUCAAUGGCAUGACCACUCGCGGAAAAGCACUUGCAUUAGCUGCCUGGCUUCACGUUAACAACAUCACCGGAAUGGAGAACGAAUCCGAAACCUUUCGCUACCUGCGCAACUGCCUCAUUGGCCGAGCAUUAAAGGACGACCAGCACCCUUCGCUGCCCAUCAUAUCGGCUGCCAUCUUCUCUGCACUUGCUGAGAGGAUUGGCGUAGAGGCUUAUUGCUGUGCCCUCCCUAGCCAUGUCCACGCCGUGGUACUUGCGCCAGAAGGCUUCUCCCUGGACGGCCAGCCGUUGGAGGAGGGCGAGGAGGACCGCCAGAAGAUGUUUCUCGACCCGUAUUGCUCGGCUGCCGAGGUUCCGAUGGAGCAGCUUCAUGCGUACCUGUAUCGUCUUGGCGCUCACCUAGGACGAGACACUAUGCUGGUUCCCAAUGCCACCGACCUCAUUGUUAUGCGUACGGCUCAAAACAUUCGUGCUUCUUUUACAAGUUUCCGGACGAUAGAGCGUCCCGUGGCUGAGCUAAUACCUUUGAUCGAGUUGCGCCGCGGAGACUGGGCCCGCAAUCUCCAGCCGGCACUCUACAGUAUGAUAUGGGCAAGCAUCAUGAUGGUCCCCGUGCUGCCCGACAACGAAGAUGUGCGCUGGGACUGGCAGCAGGAUGUGAGAGACCUCAUCAACUACUUUUACGAAUACUUUCCAGAAGAUGCUUGGCUUGUCGAGAAAUAUGUUUGCCCCAUGUACGAUACCUUUUCUGCACCUGGUCGACGUCAAAACGCAUGGGAACUGCCGUCUAGGCGAGUAAGGGACCAGAUCAGAAAGAUCCGUCAGGUUGACUCGUCUGAACGGGCACCUCGCAGGCGCAGCGAUCUCAUGACACCCAUACCCGUCAAGUACCGCGUGGGCCAGGUCUUCAAGCACAAGCGGUACGACUAUCAUGGUAUCAUCCUCGGAUGGUCAGUCGACGGCGUCAGUGAGUCCAUGGGCUGGGAUGGGGACAACUUGGGCUGGACGAGUAACAGGACCGCCCAAGCUUUCUACAGAUGCAUGGUGGGAACCGAUGGAUCAGACCACCAUGUCAUUGCAGAAGACAACAUGGAGAUGCUUGACUUGAGUGAUGGCAAGAGACUGCCGCGCGAAAUUCAAGAUCUAAUUCCAAUGGCUGGCAAAUUCUUCAAGCGUUACGACGAUGUCCAGGGGGCUUUUGUCAGUAACAUGCGGGAACUUUUCCCUGAAGAUUGA
This is a messenger RNA of Pestalotiopsis fici W106-1, 1908 nucleotides long. RefSeq lists its product as uncharacterized. Gene Ontology annotation, molecular function: DNA binding; protein binding. The transcript has a single exon. Lineage: Eukaryota; Fungi; Ascomycota; Sordariomycetes; Amphisphaeriales; Sporocadaceae. The record is from RefSeq and is a predicted model, not a curated record. Bases 1 to 1908 code for a protein of 635 amino acids.